GACUGCCCUGCCCGCCUGCCCGCACAAGCCGCAUUACCUAGCCUAGGUGUCUUAGCUGAGCACUGCCCGCCGUUUUCCCCGGCGAGAUGAGUCGAAAUGACCCCGGCAGACGGGGCGAUUGAUUUGAUUUUGACUUGGGGUUUGGAAACUGCAGGCUCUAAUGAACUUGGGUUGCCCGUGGGCUACCCGUGGGCUGCCCGUAGCUAGCUGAUUGGUCUGUGCGUCAUUUCUGAAUUGGUGUCUUCUUAGUGCCUGCCACUUUCCACUCUCUUCAAUUAUCAAUCCAGCCCGUUUGCUGCUUUUGUACCCCGUCUGACGGCCUACCUUGCUCUCUCGCACUUGCCCACAUACAAACAGCAUCCCAGCCUGAUUUUUGCACUGCCAGAACUGCCCCUCCAAAUACCUCGCAUAGCACCAGCAAUUUCAGCUUUCACCUCGACACGACACAUCGAGCAACCGAGACGGCUGUGGUCUGAUAGCGCCCUGCAGAAAGCGACCAAAAUUCUCGCACAACUUUUGUGUGUGCACUCGACUCCCACACUGCGUGCGACCUGCAGACGGGACAACGCAACAACGACGCCACCUGUAUAGAAAGGAACGAAUCCGCAUUAUGGCAGACACAGGUGGCGCCCUGCCUACAGACUCAGCCGGGGAAAGUGCGUCGAGAUCACGCGGUGACGGCAGCCGUGGCCGUGGCAGAGGAGAUCGUUCACGGCGCGGAAGGGGCCGUGGUGAUGGUGGCGCUGGGCCAACCCGUGGGGGCAACCGUGGCAGGGGUCGGGGCGGGAACAACCAGGGCGCAGCCAGGCCAGAAGAACAGGACGGUGACAGGCCGAAGCUCACGCCAGCUGCCAAAGAGGCCCUGCGCGGGCCGGUAGAGCCGAAACCAAAGGCUGAAGGAGACGACGCCGACGCCGACGCCGACGACGACGAGGUCUGCUUCAUAUGCGCCAACCCGAUCCAGCACCACUCGGUCGCACCCUGUAACCACACAACAUGCCACAUCUGCUCAUUACGACUGCGAGCCUUGUACAAGAACAAGCAGUGCGCACACUGCCGGACAAGUGCGCCGUUUGUCAUCUUCACCGACGACCCGUCGAAACCAUUCGAGGCCUACACCGACGCCGACAUCUCGAGCGCCGACGAGAACAUAGGAAUCCGCUACACCGACGAGAACAUCGUGGGCGACACCGUCCUGCUGCUGCGGUACAACUGCCCGGAUCUGUCAUGCGACUUCGCCGGCCUGGGCUGGCCCGACCUGCACAGGCAUGUGCGGUCGGUGCACAACAACAAGAUGUGCGACCUCUGCACGCGCAACAAGAAGGUCUUCACCCACGAGCAUGAGCUGUUCACCGACAAGGCCCUGCACAAGCACAUGGCGCACGGCGACGACCGGCCCGGUGAUGUUGCGCAGACUGGGUUCAAGGGCCACCCCCUGUGUGGCUUCUGCGGCGAGAGGUUCUACGACGACGACAAGCUCUACGAGCACUGCCGAAACAAGCACGAGCGGUGUUUUCUCUGCGACCAGCGUGACUCUAGGACACCGCACUAUUAUCGGGACUACGAUUCUCUGGAAAAGCAUUUUCAAAAAGACCACUUCCUCUGUCUGGACCGGGAGUGCCUGGACAAGAAGUUUGUCGUGUUCGCGUCGCAGAUGGACCUCAAAGCUCACCAGUUGAGCGAACACGCCGGCUCCCUAUCCAAGGACGUGCGGCGAGAUGCCCGGACCGUGGACCUUUCUACCUUUGACCUCCGAGAACAAUACCAGGAGGAACGGAGAGGGGGCGGACGGUCUCGUGGCGGGAGAGAGGGGCGUGGAAGGGGCAGAGACCCCAAUGCAGACGCGCCUCUGCCUCGCAGCUCGGCACAGCCACUGCGGCGAGACGAGAUCGCCUACCAGCGACAGAUGCAAAUCCACUCUGCCCAGUCAAUAUCCAACCGCACCUUCGGGGGCUCGCUCACGGGCUCCGCCAACACCUCCAGCCCCACGCCAGCCGCAGCCCGCAAUCAGCAGCGACAGAAUGGCGCCCCGUCAUCCUCAGCCCAGCAACAAUCCCAGCCUCUCGCCGACGCCAUGUCCACCCUCUCCCUGACCGACCAGGCCAAUAUGACCCCUGCCGAGCGCGCCCGCCUCGUCCGGCACAACGCCGUGAUCGAGCGCGCGUCCAACCUGCUCGGCAACGACGCGACCAAGAUGAACGACUUCCGCGCGCACAUCUCCUCCUACAAGAACGGCAGCCUGACGGCGCCCGGGCUGAUCGACUCCUUCUUCUCCCUGUUCAGCGACACCUCGGCCAACGCGCUGGGCACGCUCGUCCGCGAGGUAGCCGACCUCUACGAGGACAAGAACAAGGCCGACGCCCUGCACAAGGCCUGGCAGGACUGGCGCGCCAUCAACGAGGACUACCCGUCCCUCCCCGGGCUUGGCGGCAUGCACGGCGCCACCACCAGCUCCAGCGGCUGGGCGGCCGCCGCCAGCUCCGGGCCCACGCUGGGCAGCGGGGGCGGCGCCGCGGCCGCGGCGAGGGAGAGGCACACCACGCGGGUCCUCAAGCUCAAGAACAGCACCCAGGCGCGCAGGGGCAGCGUCCCCGGCGCGGAGCUCGCGGUCCCCGGCUCCAACGCGUCCGGGCCGAGCAGCGUGCAGUGGUCGAGGCCCGCGGCGGCAGCAUCCUCAUCCUCAUCAUCAUCCUCCGCCGCGUUCCCCGCUCUGCCGCCCGCGGCAGGGAGCAAGAAGUCGGGCGCCGGCGCGGCGGCGAGGUCGGCCCAGCUCUGGAUAGGCGGGACACAGCCCGCCGUGACGGGCGCCUCGUCAGCCUCGGGGAGCAGGUCGGCCGCUGCUCCUCUCGUGCCCUCGGUGCGCCGCGCCGCGCCUAGUGCCGGUGGGGGCCGGGCGCCGCUUGCGUCUGGCGGCAGCGACGCGUUCCCCGCGCUGCCUGCGGCGCCCAAGGUGCAGACUACCAUAUUCGGGUACGGAGGGGGCCGCGGGGUGCGCCGGGACUUUGGGGGCGCGCGGGAGACUGGGUUCUCGUGGGGCGGGGGUGGUGGUGGUGGUUCUUCCGCGGGUGGUGGGGUUGGUGGUGAUGGGGAGGAUGGUGAGGAGGAUCCUGCGGCUGGCGGUGGUGGGAAGAAGAAGGGGAAGGGGAAGAAGGGGAAGAAUGUGCUUGUUGCUUGGGGGUAGAUGACAUGUCACCCACCGUGGUCUGUCUGGACUGCCGGCGAUGAUGUUCGGGCUUCCUUGCUCUUUGCUAUCGGGUAUGCAGGCGGGCAGGGUCUGAGUUGUCAUACGGAUGGACGAUGUCUACGUAUCAUAUGGACGGGCCUCAUGCGCCUCGAAUAAGACGUGGUGUUUCCUCUGAGGAGCAACAAUCAAUCAAUUAGCCUCAUCUUGGUUGUUUUA
Molecule: messenger RNA, 3400 nt
Organism: Diaporthe batatas
Lineage: Eukaryota; Fungi; Ascomycota; Sordariomycetes; Diaporthales; Diaporthaceae
Product: E3 ubiquitin-protein ligase HEL2
Exons: 1
Coding region: 611-3181 (856 amino acids)
Biological process (GO): rescue of stalled cytosolic ribosome; protein ubiquitination
Molecular function (GO): ribosome binding; ubiquitin protein ligase activity
Source: RefSeq, a predicted model, not a curated record